Molecule: messenger RNA, 2482 nt
Organism: Podarcis muralis (Common wall lizard)
Lineage: Eukaryota; Metazoa; Chordata; Lepidosauria; Squamata; Lacertidae
Product: monocarboxylate transporter 13-like
Biological process (GO): transmembrane transport; monocarboxylic acid transport
Molecular function (GO): monocarboxylic acid transmembrane transporter activity
Source: RefSeq, a predicted model, not a curated record
CUUAACCUGAGAUACCACUGUACCAGUUUGCUGGAAGCUGCAGGUCGGGUAGAACCAGACUCUUGCGUUCUUCAUGGGACCUGAUCCAGCAAGCUGUUCUUGUGGCGUAUUGCAGAUUCUUUGCACGGCUGCGGGUUGGGAUAGAUGACCCCUAGGGGUCUCUUCCAACUCUCCAAUUCCCUGAUCUUUUCUCCUCCUGGUAUUCAGACCGCAGGUGUGCAGGGACACACCUCUGCGCAGACUUUGGCCCCAGGGUUUACGACGGGCAACCUUUCGAACACAGGUCACAUCAAGCACAGGCGAUGUUCAGGGGGUCAGCCGUGGCAAAGGGAGCACUUUCUCAACGCUGACGUGGUUUGGAAGAGGAGGAGAGGGGACCUGGUGGUUUAGCUCUCUUUAAAAAAAGAAAAGGAAAAGAAAGCUUUCUGCUGAUCCUAUAGGAAAGUCGCCACUUCGGGGGGAGGAGGAGAAGUCGCCUAUAUAUGCUCCAUUACUCAGAAUGCAGAAUGCAGCCACUUCUGGGGCAGAGUCCACAAAGCGCAAAACAGCCGCAUAGGGAAGCUGCUCUGUGCUGGUGGUGAAUUCAUGGGGCUCCUCUACUGAAACGACAUGAGCCCACGGGUAUAUUCUGAGCCCCCAGAUGGGGGCUGGGGCUGGGCGAUCACGCUGGCGUGUUUCAUGCAGUCCGCCCUGGUCUUUGGGGUCACGCGGCCUUUCGGCAUCUUCUUUGUGGAGUUCAUGGCCUAUUUCGACGAGCCGUCGAGCGCCACGUCCUGGAUUUCGUCCAUCACCGUGGCCACGUCGAAAUUCACCAGUCCGUUGGCAGGGGCACUGGCCACUCAGUACGGAGAGCGUCCCGUCGCCAUUGCAGGGGGGCUCCUUUCGGGCCUCGGCUAUUUCCUCGCCUCCUUCGCCACCAACCUGGCACAGCUCUAUAUAUUUAUUGGCAUGUUCACAGGAAUUGGAGGCACCUUUGCCCUCUGGCCCUCGCUGGCCUUGCUGUCGCGGUACUUCGAGCGCCGCCGUCCCCUGGCCACCUCCCUGGCCCUCUCGGGCGCUGGCGUCGCCUCCCUGGCCCUCUCGCCCCUCUUCCAGUUCCUGGUGGACCUCUACGGCUGGCGCGGGGCUCUCCUGCUGGUAUCUGGGAUGGUCUUCCACCUGCUGCCCUGCGGAGCCCUGCUUCGCCCCCUCGCCUUGCCAGAGGACGAUGCCCUGGCAGCGCCCCCGGAGCAGGCGGUCAGCUGGCGCCACCGUCUCUCGUCUCUCUUCGGACUCUCUCUGCUCCGCCACCGAGGCUUCAUGACCUACACCUGCUGCGGGGUGCUGAACGCGGCCGGGUUCUUCGUGCCCCUGGUCCACCUCGUGCCCCACGCCCGGGAGCUGGACUUCGACGAGUACCAGGCGGCCUUCCUCGCCUCCGCCGUGGGAGUGGCCGACAUCGGGGGCCGCGUCGCCUGCACCUGGCUGGUCACCUGCGGCCCUCUCCGCCUCUGCCACCACCUCACCCUGUGGAGCUUCCUGACAGGGGUUUCCGUCCUGGCAGUGCCCCUGGGCCGCAGCUAUGGGGCCGUGCUCGCCAUCAGCGCCUGCUACGGUUUCCUGGCCGGCGCCGUUCUCCCGCUCAGGGUCUCCACUCUGGUGGAAAUCGUGGGUCCUGCACGGAUCAUGGGUGCCAUCGGACUCAUCAACCUGAUGGAAAGCGUUGGGGCGCUGUCUGGGCCCCCCCUCUCAGGUUGGAUCCGGGAUGUGAGCGGAAGUUACAAGGCCUCCUUCCUGGCAGGGGGCUGCUUCCUCGUCGCUGGAAGCCUGGGACUUUUGCUCCUCCCCGGCUAUUUCUCCCUCCAGACCCCCAGACCCCCCAAGCAGAACCAGGAAGGGAGCAAGCCGGAAGAUCCCUGGAACCCAAGCCAGCAAAACGGAGUUUGUCUAGCCUGACGGAGAUCAACCCCAGACUGUUUCGUUUUGGGAAAAGGACCAGUCUCUCCAUCGGCCUGGGACAUGUCAUAUUCCUGAUAUUUGGGGGCAGGAAGGCAGUAGGAUGGAGGGGAUCAGUCUGGUUUUUUACCCUCUGUCUUGCAAGCCCCACACACCCCCAGCUAGGAAGGGACAGGAGUAAAAUAUACAUCAGUUUGGUCCAAAUUAGGUACCAGAGUCAACUCUCAAUACAUCACUUCUGGCAAAUGAGACAUCCUAGCUGCUUAAUGGGCCAUGAAAAUUUGUGUCCCGGGCUUUGGAAACCCCUGUGCUAUCUGAAACCAAAGCAGCACAUUAGUUGCCAGAUGUGAAAUAUAUUAGCCUUGCUUUCAGUUCUCCUACUCUACUAUAUUGGACUACAAAUCCCAUCAGCCUCUGCCAGCACGACUGCGCAUGAUUUAUGGCUGAACACCUGAAGCGCGCCAAUUUGGGUAGAAAACUGCUGUUAGACCGGGCAGCUCUCACGGCGCAUACGUAACUCAUAUUUAAUAAAAAAGAGAUAUAUAUA